AUGACCGACUCUUUUGGAUGUACUCCACUACUUAUUGCAGCUUUCUCUAAGAACCUUCCCAUCAUUCGUUACCUCAACAGUAAAAACUGCAACAUUUCUAUACUGGACGAUAAAGGGUUCAAUGUAAUACACAUAUCAGCAAAGGGAGGGUCUUUGGAUGUAUUGAGGUUUUUUGUUGAUGGUCGUUACUGUAAUCCUGAUAUCACUGAUGCUUCUGGUCGUACUCCACUUUAUCUGUCAGUUCAAGAGGGUCACUUGGAAAUAGUAGAAUAUCUAUUGGAUAGUCCAAGCUACAAUAAACCACGUGUAGAAUUAGUAGACAUGGCAGAUAGCAAUGAUGUUAGUCCAAGGGGAGGGUGGUCAUAG
Messenger RNA from Amphimedon queenslandica, 366 nucleotides. Its product is annotated as cyclin-dependent kinase 4 inhibitor C-like. The transcript is spliced from 2 exons. Bases 1 to 366 code for a protein of 121 amino acids. Gene Ontology annotation, cellular component: nucleus. Gene Ontology annotation, molecular function: protein binding. The record is from RefSeq and is a predicted model, not a curated record. NCBI's taxonomy places the organism in Eukaryota, Metazoa, Porifera, Demospongiae, Haplosclerida, Niphatidae.